Molecule: messenger RNA, 1007 nt
Organism: Ostrinia furnacalis (Asian corn borer)
Lineage: Eukaryota; Metazoa; Arthropoda; Insecta; Lepidoptera; Crambidae
Gene: CPH22
Exons: 2
Coding region: 3-953 (316 amino acids)
Source: RefSeq, a predicted model, not a curated record
UCAUGGGUGUCAUGCGACGGGACUCUGCCAUGAUUCGAUCGGUAAUAGCGCUGUUUGCCCUGUGCGGCGCUGUGCAAAGCUCGGUCGAGCAUGGCCAAGCAGUGUUCCCCGUAUUCCCUGUUGCUCAGCAAAUACCACCUCCUGUUGUGACAUCUGCCAGCUCGCAAUACUUUGAGAGAACGUUCAACCGACUUAUCGCACCGCCUGUUAUACCAGUCGCCCCUGCACCUCCAGUGUUUGUCCAGCCAACGCCAAAUGCAGUACCAAUAGCACCAUCUCCAUCGCCAGGCGAACCAGUUCAACCUAACAUAGCCAUUGCCGUAGCAACUGCCCACGCAGCCGCACCAGUAGCCACCAUACUUCUGCCCCCGUACCCGUUUGGACCACCACCGACCAUAGGCUUUAUUCCUCCAUCGCCACCGAUCAACGUCCCUGAUGAGUCCCGGAAAGAAUCAACUACACAACCGACUACGAAAGUUGAAACGAAAGCUACUACACGACAACCCGAAGCGACGACGCCUCUACCAGCGAGUUCUGACAACAGCUUCUCCCAAGCACUUCCCUCCAACCAGAACAUCAACUUCAAGCAGUUUUACGGGCCCCCACCCCAAUUGCCGCCACAAAUGAAGCCACAAAAGGUGAAGACGUCUGUGGAAAUUGUGCCUGUGCCCUUGACUUACAUAGCGCCACCACCUUUGAAACUUCAAGCGGUCAAGACUGUGAAACACUAUCACACGUAUGUGCCAUUGAAAUCCAAGCUGAUUAUCAGACCUGUGCAUUCUCAUUCGCAUCCAAUAAGGAUUGUUCGAAGGCCAGUGAGAUUAGUUCAUAGAGUGCCACUGUCGGACAGAAUAGGAAGUGCCCCUAAUGUAAGAAGACCUAUGUCAAGGGAAAUUGAACCGACCACCUUCAGUCCAUUCGUGAGGUCUGCCACCAAGCCCCCACGUGUAUGAAAAACAGUUAAUUGUAUAAUAGAUAAAAAAAUCACACUUGUUAAUAUAUCUGCA